CAAACAGGGGAGCGCAGGAAGCCGGGCAGCAGUCGCGAAGAGAGGGCAGCCGCGAGAACAGGCGUCUGCGGAAAAAGCGAAUGAUAAACGCGCCGAGUGCAGCAUCUUGAAAACGAGAAAUAUUGUCUUUGCCUUCGCGCCGUGACAAGAACACGCAGAUGGACAACAAAACAGGCUCUGAAGACAAACCUGUUCAGCGCUCUAAGUCUUUCAGCCUGAAGACCCAGAAGGAGGUUUGUGCGUCCUGUGAGAAGACUGUCUACCCCAUGGAGCGGCUGGUGGCAGACAAGUUCAUCUUCCACACGUCCUGCUUCUGCUGUAAGCACUGCAACACUAAGCUGAGCCUGGGCUCCUACGCAGCCCUCGAAGGCGAAUUCUACUGCAAGCCACACUUCCAGCAGCUCUUCAAGAGCAAAGGAAACUACGACGAGGGCUUCGGACGACGGCAGCACAAGGAGUUGUGGGCUUCCAAAGAACCGGAGAAGCUCACCAAGACCGCGUAACCUCCGCCUCGGCCCCACAGCGCCCCCUACCCUGCCCCCCUGCUGUGCACCACAGAGACUCAGCCCUUAAACUGCCAUCUUCUCCCACUGCUCCCCUUUCAAAUUGUAUCUCUUUUUUAAAAGAAAAAGCUUUUUAGAAAUGGCAUAUCUUUAUUUUAAAUUUGUAUAUCCAGCCCAGGUAUCCCACAACCAGCAUUCCACAGAGUCACAGAGUGAAUGUGAGAUCAGCUAGCCCUAGAAACAGGAAGUGACCUUUCACCUUCUGUUUACUGACAGGAAGUGCUGCAAUUCUUGCAUCCUCAAAAGCACACAGGGUAAAGCUUGAGCAACCUGGCUUCUUUAUUUUGCUGUAAAUGUAGUAUUUUAGAUUUUCAGGAUCAUAAGGCUUUCCCAUUACAGUUUUAGUUUUUAGAAUUCUCUCUCAACACAAUGUACUGUAUUCCACUUUAGUGAUUGCACUGAGUUUAAACUUUUGUCUUCUGAGGUACUGUCCAGGCCCUAAUAACAAACCUUAAAAGUUGUUUAAAGUUAUUUUACAUGCUUGAUUUUAUGCUUCAUAAAAAAAUCUUCUAAAUACAUCAUGCAGUGAUGAACCCUUUUUAAUGUUUUCAAAACCAAAACAAAACAUUGUUUUACCAAAUAACUUCUCCAUUAAGGCAAAAGUAUCAUAUGCAUAAAUAUUGAUCCCUGUGGACCUUGACUAAGAAAAGUACAGUUUGGAUAAAGUCCUCAGACAUUUUGUAUUUAACAUAGAAAAACCCACAGGUUUAGGUGUAGUCGAAGAUAGUGGCUGUAACCCUGGCUCUCAGGAAGAGCAGCCGUGACUGAUAUUCACUUAGUAUUUGUUUAACUUGUAGAUUCCAAUGUAUUACAAGUAGCUAGGCCUUUACUCAUAUGCCUUUAAUGAUUCCACAUAGAACUGAAUUUCUGGAAUGAGAGUGACCACCCCUCUUAAGGAUACACGGUGUGUACUAAAUGCUUUUUAGUGCACUGUAAAAUCACAGGGUAUUCUAUGUAUGUCAUCUGUGGAAAACUGACAUUUUUGUUUGUGUUCCGCAAAUGAGUGGUUCUAUUUGCUGCGAUCAGUAAGGACAGCACACAACUCCGUACCUUUUAAUACAGGAUUGUUUUCUCAUGUUCUGUCAGGAAUUUAGUGAACCUGAGCUAUGUACUGAAUGUACUUUGGGACUUGAGCAAAUUACUACAUUUUUGAUUCAGGAAAACAGGAUGGCAUGCAAGAAUGCAGAAGGGUUUGUGUGAAAUUAUCUGUAUGGACUGUUAAAACCUGUGAAUUGCAAAUUAUGUCAUGUUAUUUACUAAACCAUUCUGUGCAAUAGACUACCAGUAACGUGCUGGGUUUCCCACGUUGGUGAAUGAGCACAUUGAAAUAGGUAUUACAAAGCCAGGACGAAUGAAGUUCAUAUCAUCUGUGAUCCUCUGUGCAAGCUCUUGCGCUUUCUUCAUUAUUCUUGCUGUGCAGGGCAUUCCCUCCUGCUCGUGACUUGAGGCCUCAUUUCCCCACAACAGAUUCUUCACAGUUAAUAUACACUCUUAACUUGGUGAAAGAAAAAAGAGCUUUAAAUGAGCUUCAGGCAAGAUGCGUAUCUUUUUAUCUUCGGUUGAUGUGCACCUUUAAAAUCAGGAUAUUAGUGAGAAUAAUUGUGCCAGGAACAACAAUGUAUUGCGGAUAAGCUUCAAAACAGUGGGAUUUUGAGGUCAAAUUAUUCCAUAUAAAUACAGCUCCCAAAAUAGUUUUUUUCAACUUUCUGUUGAAGAGAAGAAACCAUUUUUGUAUGAGAUGUGCCAUUUCCUUCUUUUUUACAUUAAUGCAGUAUUUUCAGGAGCAUUUGUUUUGUUUGUUUGUUUGUUUCUGGUGGAUUUUUUAAAAUUAAUGUUAAUCCAGAGGUAAAGAACAACCCACAAUUGCAUGAAAAUGCCAAGACAUAAAAUACAAUAAGAGACAAGCCAUGCACUUAAAAACACUCCUUUAAAUGACGUUAUGUGUCGGUGUUAACCAAAACGACAUGCAAGGCAUACUCUGGAAUAAAUUAGCACCCAUACCUGAUCUCUUAAUGGCUUCCCUGCAAGAGAAUUCUGUUCCAUCUAAAAAGAGCAGAUAUCGUGCUUCAGUUUUUCAUGAAAAAUCGCUUUCAUUCAUUGAUCCUGAUGAAUUUAUGCAUCAUGAGUGAUAUUAUGAUAAAUAUUGUGAUCAGUUCUAUGACCUAUUUGUUGGAUUUGUGUACCGGUGUCUUGUUGUUGGGUCACUAGUCUUUUUGUUCUGCACAGAUACAGUACCUGUACAUAAUUGGUAGCUAAUGCUCAGUGAAGGUACCUAGUGAUAUCAUAGGUAACAGGAUCACUGGCUACGUCAACCAAGAAGGCUUCAGACACUGUUUCUGAUAGCUGAAGUGAAGAGAGUGGAGCAAGUGAUAGCUAAUUCCUGUCCUUUUUUGUCAUCCUUUGAAUUCCUGUCCAGUGAAUGUGAAUGGUUCUGUAAGCUCAGAUAAGGGUGUGUCUUCUUGUUCAUUCUGCUUGGAAUGCCACGUUAAAUAUUCUGAAAUAAGAACAGGCUCUGUAGCCAUUUCAGCUGGGAGGAAGAGAACUAAUUGGGACGUCGGCAGUGUUGCCCAGAGUUCGGUGCCCCAGCCUACACUGUAUGUACUAGAGCCCUGUCCAGCUCAUUUUCCCUCCAGCUGGCUUUGAGUCCUCGUUUUAGACUGAAAUAGUUACUACGGGAGGCAUUUCUGAACAUGCCCAAGGAGACCCUUAACUUCGGUCCCCUAGGGCCAAAGUCUAGCAAUAAGGCAAGGUUUUGCAGUUCUCUUUAAAUGAUCAAAUGCAUUAAACCCGGAAGAGGUUUCAGUUUUUGAAAGUUAAGGAUGUCCUAUUGCAAAUGGGGAACUUAAGUACAAGGAACCCAGAAGAGACUGUAAUCCCCUGAAGACUGGGGCUCCAGCCCCUGGUCUCAACUGUAAGAAUCACGUGUGAGAAGAGGUAAAACAUAUGAAGUUUGAUGAUCUGAAACCCUGGAGUUUUUUAAUGGAGGAGCGGUUCAUAUCAUCUCUUGGUUGACAGUACCCUUUCCUUGCAGAAUAUAAACUACUCCUGUUCUGAUAUCACAGUUUCUGCAUUUGGUCCACCAUACUGGGUUACUCAGUUUUGUGAAUGGUUGUGAAUUGUGAGUGCAAACUUCUGAAAAGGGUUGGUUGUUGAUGAUUCUCUCAGACAUGAAAUAUUGAGUGUUUUGAUGACCUUUAGUGUCUGUUCCCACGUCCUUCCCAGCAGUAGGGGGUGUCUGCAGUGCAGUCUGUGACUCUGCCAGGCUCGGUCAGUUUUAUAGAGGCUCUACUGGGGAGCUGCAUCAGUAUGUGUUCGCUGCAAAGGAACAAUUAAGUUUAAUUCCUCACUGAAGAAACAAUGUUUUGACAUUUGAACCUUCUUCCGAACACGCUUGAAGCAGGAUCAACAGCCAAAACUCUGUAUUUCUUCAAUGUGGAAUUAAUCUGUACUUUUUCCUUGCUCUUGUAGAGAGCUGUGUAAAAACCAGUGCCAGGUUAGAAACCAGCCUUAUUUUGAGCCCUAGCUUUGCUGUUGCAGGCACUGAAAAUUACAUAUCUAAUACAUGGAUGGAGAGAGCACUCAGACAUGCUCGACUGAGGGGAGACAGUGUGCAGAUCCUCUGCCAGGCUGUGUUGUCAACUUCAUCUCUCCUGUGGAGCUUCAGGGGUUGCAGCUGCGAGAUGAGGGGAUGACUAAUUGGAGGACAUGAAAGGAAAGCCAUCAGAUGCUGUUGGGUAAAUUCGGCUUGUUUUCGUUGUGCCCUGUAUGAACAGGCCUUGCGUUAUCUUGGGAGGAAGUGUGUGUGAAAGAGAGGUGUGGGUCUGGGACAGCAGGCUGUGUGCUUCCACAUGACCCAGAUUGCGUGUUUGGAGUCUGUUCGUGUGGCGAGGGAUGAAGGAACAAGUGCAAGACCAGAAUCGCACAGAAUCUCAGGACAUGCAGCAGGCAGGGAACUACAUAAACACAAACCACAAACCAGUGUUUGACAUUUAGGUGAUGGAAAAGAUGAUUUCUACCUCACAUUUCCAGACUGUGCUCAGGAACACAAUCUGCCCCCUCUGUGGGUGGCAUUGGACCUCCAGUUUAGCGGUAUUUUAGUUUUGUUAUCAGUGCCCAUAAUCCAAGAGCAAAGUGGACUGUUGGCCAGUGGGCAUCCUCAGUUUUUCUGUUUCAGGUUUCCUGCUUAAGCUGCUUAACUUUAAGGUUGAAUUUGCCUAGACAGGUACUAGACCGUUCUCCAACCCUGGUCCUAGAGCCCGCCAACCAAGUGGGCUUUAGAGGUCUCCUUAAAAUCACCAGUUUGUAAAGACUAUUUACAAUUUCAUUGUAACUACUUAAUUUAACAAAUGUCUGGCUUAAUUAAUUAAGAAAUUGUCUGGUACCCAAAUAUCAAUACCCUUUAGCCCUCAAGCAUCAGUGUUCUCUUAAAUUAGAGAGCUUACUUGCUUAAAUCUUCUAGGCGCCCUUUAAGACUAACUCGACUUGGGGUCUCCAGAAACAGGGUUGGAGAUGAGAUGAGUCUGCCUUGAUGAUGGCAGAACAGUGUUCCUGUGUCUAGAUACAGAAGGUGCUAACCUGAUUGUCAUUGGUUGACGACCGCGAAGACCGCUGAAAAAGGCUGUACUAUUUAGAAUUUGAAAUAGUACCAUUUAGCUUUGAUGUGUGUGUCCAUGUUGGAAAGUUAUCAGGGCCCUGCAUUGAUAAAGUAAUUGCUAAUAAAUUGUAUGAUUAGUUCUGCUGAGAAGAGAUUGUCACACAGCCUCACUAAUGUAUGGUGCAAUCUACUGAGCCGUUCAAGUUGCUCCAUGUGGUAACCUCUCUAGCUGGGGCACUGUGUAAAGCCAUUAGAAGGAGCUGUUUGGGAAUUGAAGGAAAGAAGUGUUUUUCAUGAUAUUAAGAAUGUGAAAUCUUCCACCAGCGUUAUUCAUAAGGUCAAAGCGCUGAGAGGAGUUUCAUUUUGGAUCUAGCCAUUCAACAUGGUACAGUAUCCCUAUACAACAGACACACAGGCCCAUAUUUUAUAACUUGUUGUCUGCCAUAUUAAGCAGAGAGCUGCAGGAAGUGAUUAUUUGAUUAUUUAGCUAAGUGUUUGCUGGGAGGUGAUCAAUGGGAGAUUUACUCGUGUGAACCAGAACAUUUUAAAAACAUUGUGGGGCAUUCUGAUGUAAUUUACGAUAUUGUGUACAGUUGUGGUCGAAGGGUUACAGAAAAGAUAUCAUUGCUCUGUAAUCAGCUCAUAGAAAACCAACCAGUUACAUUGAGGGUAUAAGGUCCUUCUCUGACAGAUUGGACAGAGAAGAUUACGAGGUGACCUGAUCAAAAUAUUCAAAUUCCUCAAGACCAUUGACAAACAAUAUGGAAGUGCUAAAAUAACUCAAGGCUCUUCUAUACCCAAAGAGUUGUGGGAGUAUGGAACAAGGUACCCAUGUUGUUGAAGCCAUCGGGAAACCGCUGGUUGAGAUCUUUGAAUAUACAGUGUUUUAUACUACCUACCAAAUGAGCUGGAUGGGCCAAAUGACCCCUUUCAUUUGUAACCUUUCUUAUGUUCUAAGUUCUGCAUAAAUAAGAUGAUUCAUCACCACCUUGUGAAAAAAGGAAAUAAUCCAAUUCACCUGCUAAGAGAAGAAAGGGGUUGUUCACAUGAACAUACCUUCAGAUAUUUUGUAGUGGUUGAACAUGUACCGUAUAUCACAGCCAGUCAGGAUUUAAAUAAUGAUUUUUAAUUAACUGUUAUUGGAAUUAUGUAACAUCUACUGUAGCACACAAGAAACUCUCCGUGUCGGUGCUCUCCAGAAUCAUUCCUUGUUGGCUACUAGCAAACAGAAUUAAGAUAUCAUAUUAUCAUAUAUCAUAUUGAAUGAAGGGCGACUUAAACCGUUUCUUUAAUCUUUAAAAGGUUUUUUGUUCUCUUAUCAAAAAAACAGGGGUGAAUUUAUUGUGGUAAAUGUUAAAAUUGGUGUCUAGUGUAGAGUGUGAGAGAGAGCUCAUUUUGGAAAGUUGCAUAAUCUGGACCUUAUUGAACACAGUAGAAGACUUGCUCAUCUUAAAAUACUGAGGAUAGAACUUUGCCACCUUUUGGAAGAACAGUGUAUUGCAACCACGACAUAAAAUCAACUGGCUGUACUAGCAGUUCAGACGAGCUUUCAGGUGAUUUAAUUUUAUGUAUAGAACACAUAUGAUUGAUCAUUUUAAAAGAAAAACAGCAGGUAUUGAUUACGUUUAAGAGUCUAGCCCACUCUGAAACUCCCACAGUUAUGACAAACCUGGGAAUCGUUCCUCACAAAUGCUGUUCUUUUGUUACUUUUCGUCCACAAAAGGCCUCUCGGAGAGGAUGGAGAAGACAUGCAGGGAUGUUUAUUCUUGCCACACGAUCCAACAGAGCCACAUGAUGCUCAAGCACCUGGCUCCGAAUUCUCUUCACCCCUGCCUCCUGUGAGGCAUGGAGAAUUCUGUCCUUUUUUGGGCCAGUCUCUCCUUGAAUUAUCAUUUGGAAGCAUACAUAAGAGCAGAAAGGUUCCAAAUAACAGGAGGUCAUACAGCCCAGCCCAGCUCAUUGUAAUUGCUAGUUUGUAAUUGGGUUUUAGUGAAGAAAUCUGGGUGACGUACUGUUCUCAAGGCUACAGCAGCUGUGCCACCACUCAGGAUUUGAACCCACAACCACCCAGACAGUCUAUAGACCUGAACUUUUACCCACGCUGCCGUCCUGAAAUGAGGAGCUGAAUUGACAAUACUGUGCACAUUUGGAUUGAUAACUAAAAUGUACAUUAUAUAAAGGAGGAUACUUUUAUUUACUUUAUACAAAUAAAGUAAAAGACACCUGUAAAGAUGUUUAAGAACAACUUUUUGAGAUGUGAAUCAAAUGCUAUAUGUAUACAUAUUUUACAGAUUUUAACAAGGGUAUAACACAAGCCUUUUCCAUUCUAAUAUGCAAAACAAUUUAGGAAUACAACUUGAAUAGGACUAGGAAAAUAGAAAUUAUACCACUUCUUAUAUACUGAAUAUACUACCAGCCCUCUGCCACUCACAGUGAAUUUUUACUUGAUCGUUUCUGUGCAGUCUGCUAUUUUAAGAUGAUGAUGUUUUACAUGGACAAGGCCAAGAGAAGAAUUGUCUGUUUUUUUUCAUUCUGCAUGAAGCAAUUUUUAAAGUUCCUGUAAUUCCGUACAUGUUGUUACCUGUGUUAGAGAACUUGAUCCUUGAACUGUAAAUAUUUGAGGCGUGAACUGUGUUUUUUUUGCAAAUGCCUGAACCCUUUAGUGAAUUAAAAAAGAAGGACUGUGAACAUUGUUAGUUUUGUGUGCCAUACCCCUGGGGUAUUGCAUGUCUCUUUUAAAUGCUCACUUUUCUAAGGUAUGCAUGUUUUUGCACUGGUGCCAGGAAAUGGAAGAAAAACACAAAUAAAUUGCUUUAUCUGGUCUAUUUAGAAUGGAGGUUUACCAAUGCUGGGGAUUCAGUAAUGUUUUGGCCGCAGUUCUCAAGCCCGGGGCUGGUGUGAUCAAUUUUCUUUAGAAAACAGAUCUUACUUGCCUGCAGUAAUUGGACUGGAUGUUUUAUUCGGCCUUUUAAGGAGUUUCCCAUUCUUAAAUGUCGUGGCUUGGGGUUAGAAGUUUAGGAUUACUUCUGUACCAAGUGCUGGGUUUCUGAGGUCCCCUUUUUUAGCCAUACUGUUUCAGUGAGUCUCAUCUCAGUUGUGUCUAUUGUAAAUGCUUGACACAGCAGGAUUCUUACGUGUGACUGUACGUCUUUAACUGGCAAUUUCUUAAUUUUUCUCUGAGCUACUGAGGAGAACCGAGUCUUUCCAGGUUGAUGAAAGUUGAAAAGUUCUGAUUUCCAGACAUCUUUGCAUAUAUACUGUAUAUACCUGGAAUAGGUUACCUAUCCUGUCCAUAGCUGUACUGUAGGGUAUCCAGCUCUUUUCACUGCACUCAUUUAUCAGUAAUGGGAUCAAAUGGGAGAUCUAAUAUCCUGGAAUACUGCUAAGGAGCGGAUAAGGAAGAGCUGCUCUUUAGCAAACCCACCGUUAAAAGCAUGAGAUGUUUUUAAAAACUAAGAAGUGCGAACUCUGCAGUCAUUUGGCAGAAUAAAGUGCAAGUAAGGGCUAGGCCAAUUAAUCAAGAGCUAAACUGCAUGAAAUUGAAGACACGGUGAGCCCCAGGGCUUGGGAAUGGGAUACUGUGAAUCAGGAGCUGAGAGAUUAGGAUCCAGGCCUGUUCAGCCCUUAGCCUAGAGAGCUGUAGUGCCCUGUAUUCUGACUGAGCGCCGAGUGGCUUAUUUGAAUCAACUGGGUUGAUAAUUCCGAGAAAUGAACAUGCCUUCCAGAUCUGUAGGUUACUAGCAGAACUUCUGUACAGUACCAGGUUUGGACUUCUGUAUUUUAAGCUUUUCAUGGCGACAAUUCUAUUCUAUAAACUUGAUCUGUGGACUAAAGAUGUGGCCUUAUAGCACAAGGAAGUUUUAGGGAUGUUCUGUUUUUAUUUAGUUUUUUGUAUGUUUUUGUAUUUGAUAUUUGACUAUAAUAGUGGGAAAAAGGAUCUCUACAAAUAAAUCUGUAUGUGGGAUUUCCUCAUCCAAACAAUGUCCUUUGGCUUCUGAUUUUUUAAUGUAUUUUUCUUUUUUUACACGCAAUAAAAAAAUAAUAAAAAUA
Molecule: messenger RNA, 9207 nt
Organism: Lepisosteus oculatus (spotted gar)
Lineage: Eukaryota; Metazoa; Chordata; Actinopteri; Semionotiformes; Lepisosteidae
Gene: limd2
Product: LIM domain containing 2
Biological process (GO): actin filament bundle assembly
Cellular component (GO): actin cytoskeleton; plasma membrane
Molecular function (GO): actin filament binding
Source: RefSeq, a predicted model, not a curated record